Molecule: messenger RNA, 261 nt
Organism: Aureococcus anophagefferens
Lineage: Eukaryota; Pelagophyceae; Pelagomonadales; Pelagomonadaceae
Exons: 1
Source: RefSeq, a predicted model, not a curated record
CUCAAGAAGGCGAACCGGCCGAACCUGUACGCCGAGGUCGGCCCGGAUUUGGACGAAAAUUCGUCGGAGCAGGAGAUGAAGAAGGCCUACAAGAAGGCCGCGCUCAAGUGGCACCCGGACCGGUUCUCGACGAAGAGCGACGAGGAGAAGAGCAAGGCCGAGGUCCAGUUCAAGAAGAUCAACGACGCCUACGAGUUCCUCACGGACCCGCAGCGCAAGAAACUCUGGGACCAGGGCCACGACCGCGAGGAGGUCGAGCAG